Molecule: messenger RNA, 3955 nt
Organism: Mesocricetus auratus (golden hamster)
Lineage: Eukaryota; Metazoa; Chordata; Mammalia; Rodentia; Cricetidae
Gene: Kcnab1
Product: potassium voltage-gated channel subfamily A member regulatory beta subunit 1
Exons: 14
Coding region: 1101-2306 (401 amino acids)
Biological process (GO): transmembrane transport; potassium ion transport; negative regulation of delayed rectifier potassium channel activity
Cellular component (GO): membrane; voltage-gated potassium channel complex; extrinsic component of cytoplasmic side of plasma membrane
Molecular function (GO): voltage-gated potassium channel activity; transmembrane transporter binding; potassium channel regulator activity
Source: RefSeq, a predicted model, not a curated record
CUGCAGCACCCCCCAAAUCCCCUACUCUUGUGUUCUGAAUAGAUUUGCACUAAGUUAGCAUACUUGGCUCCCUAUAUACUGCACUGUGGCUUUUCAGGGAAACUUUGAACUUAAUCUGCGUAAGAAAUAGCAUGCAGAGAAGAAACGAGCAGAAUUCCAAGCUGUGUUCCAGCAAGGCAGACACUAUUCACGUGCUAAUCAACUGGCAUGCUACGCUGAGGAGCACCCCACACAACCUUCUCCAGUUCCAACUCUGGUGCUGCAGCAAGAUUUGGUGGCAUCUAAGCAGAGUCCCCUGAUGGAGCAGCACCUCCCUGUCCUGAUCCAGUAAGGAGUGGUCACAGUGAUCUUCCCACUGCACACAAAGGCAAGGCACUCCUUAAAGGGACCUUCCAUGGUGUCGCCAGCCUCAGUAAGUGCCGGCUCAGGAGCCCCAGCUUUCUCUUAAGGAUGAGUGGGGAGGGGUCUUGAGACGCCUCCACCUCCACCUCCGCAUCCUCCCAAAACAGGAGGGAGGCAGCUGACUGGCAGAGUGGAUGGAGACCACGGGUCGGAGGGGCCGCUCGCUGGUAGCUGCUUCUUGGGAUGCUCCUCUCCAGUUGAGCCUCCUGACUGUGAUCCAGAGGGUGCUGGAGGCGCAUCUUUGCCGUAUGCCUGCGUUGCUUUGAGCCAGCGCCCAGAAGCCAGCCCUCCGCAUUCAGGCACCUCGGACUGGCUCCAGGCAGGGCUGUGUGCAGUCACCAUGAACGCUCAGCUCUAGGCUUCUGCACCAACCUCCUGACCAAAUGGAUCUGGCUGUUUAAUCAGCCGAGAUCACAGCCUGGGGAAGAUUGAGGAGGCUGAUCAGCGCUCCAGCUGCUGAGACAACUUCCAGCUUGGCUGUUUACUUCUUUGGGUCCCGGGGACUCUGUCCAGCACCUCAGCAUCUCUUGCCGCUCUGUGGGCUCUGAAGUCAGCUGCCGGGACGCCUCUGAAGGCAUCCAGGAAGGGUGGGGGCAAGAGGGGAUAAAAGGCAGCAGAAAUCCCCCCAAACUGCUCACCCUCUGCCGACCGCCUGUGCUGUGGGGUUCUGAGAGGACCUUGCGCUGUCCUGGGAAGCAAUGCAAGUCUCUAUAGCCUGCACAGAGCACAAUUUGAAGAGUCGAAAUGGUGAGGACCGUCUUCUAAGCAAGCAGAGCUCCACCGCCCCGAAUGUGGUGAACGCAGCCCGGGCCAAAUUCCGCACCGUCGCUAUCAUCGCUCGCAGCCUGGGGACCUUCACCCCUCAGCAUCACAUUUCUCUCAAAGAGUCCACCGCAAAGCAGACUGGCAUGAAAUACAGGAAUCUUGGGAAAUCAGGACUCAGAGUUUCUUGCUUGGGUCUUGGAACGUGGGUGACAUUUGGAGGUCAAAUUUCAGAUGAGGUUGCUGAACGGCUGAUGACGAUCGCCUACGAAAGUGGAGUUAAUCUCUUCGACACGGCUGAGGUCUACGCCGCUGGGAAGGCUGAGGUGAUUCUGGGGAACAUCAUCAAGAAGAAAGGCUGGAGGAGGUCCAGCUUGGUCAUCACAACCAAACUCUACUGGGGUGGAAAAGCUGAAACAGAGAGAGGCUUGUCAAGAAAGCACAUCAUUGAAGGACUCAAGGGUUCCCUCCAGAGGCUGCAACUGGAAUACGUGGACGUGGUCUUUGCAAACCGACCUGACAGCAACACCCCCAUGGAAGAAAUUGUUCGAGCCAUGACACACGUCAUCAACCAAGGCAUGGCAAUGUACUGGGGCACCUCGAGGUGGAGCGCAAUGGAGAUCAUGGAAGCCUACUCUGUCGCACGGCAGUUCAACAUGAUCCCACCCGUCUGUGAGCAAGCCGAGUACCAUCUUUUCCAGAGGGAGAAGGUGGAGGUCCAGCUGCCAGAGCUCUACCACAAAAUAGGGGUUGGUGCAAUGACAUGGUCUCCGCUUGCCUGUGGAAUUAUUUCAGGAAAAUAUGGAAACGGCGUGCCAGAAAGUUCUAGAGCUUCACUGAAGUGCUACCAGUGGUUGAAGGAAAGAAUUGUAAGUGAAGAAGGGAGAAAGCAACAAAACAAGCUCAAAGACCUUUCUCCGAUCGCUGAGCGUCUGGGAUGCACACUGCCUCAGCUGGCUGUGGCCUGGUGCCUGAGAAAUGAGGGCGUGAGUUCCGUGCUCCUGGGAUCAUCCACUCCUGAGCAACUCAUUGAAAACCUUGGUGCCAUUCAGGUCCUCCCUAAGAUGACAUCACAUGUGGUAAAUGAGAUUGACAACAUACUGCGCAACAAGCCCUACAGCAAAAAGGACUAUAGAUCAUAAGGCAAUAAUGCAUGGGCCCCAGAAACUGCAUGGGUACAGUCAUGGUGGGUAGGCGGUGCAGAGUGACCGUACUAGACACUCUUUUCAAUCACUUAGCAGCUUGCUGCUCAACCUCUAGUGUCCCAGGAUUCUCUGAGGUUUCUGCUGUUGCUACGACCACUGUGCGCUCUUGAAUUCUGAACAAGUGAAAAUUCGCAACCCAGAAAACCCAUUCUAUUUUCUUAUCUUGGACUGGUCCCCUACCCUAGCAUUGCUCUCUGCACCUCAUGCUUCUGCAAUGGAAAGAGUAUUGGGGUAGGGGAAAUCUACUAUCUUCAGACAUUCGUAACUUCAAGGAGGCUGUACAUAUAUAUUUUUUUUCAAAAGAGCAAAAUUCACAGAAUAGGAAGAGUAUGUGAGAUGCGUAGGAAUCAGGAUAUCCUCACUCUUUAGUCUUGUUUGGGAGAGCAAAUAGAACUAAUUUACUUUUUUCGUAUUUCAUAUUCACAUUAGCAAGUCUUAAGUCACCUGUCACUCAACACUAAAAUUUCUAGGUAUUUGUUUUCAAUAUCUUGAAGUUUUUCAUUGUUACCUGGACCUGAAUAAUUUAUCUGGGGUACCUGUUAGGAUUCUACCGUGUCUAUUUAGAUAUAGAGGUAUAAAAGUAUGAAUACCCAAAUCUUUACUAGAUACAUAAUGGCUAAUUUAUAAAAGGGUUACAAUGCUAUGGAAACAGCUUUGAAUAAAAUGUUGUGUUCAUUUUUUACAUUUUAUUAAAGCCUGCAUAUACUUUCAAUUGCUUGUAGGUGCAACUCCUGCAAGUUUAAAUAUUUGAGCUUUAAAAAUACACAUAUACUGUUUUUUAAAUUAAACCUAUAAACACCCAGACAGGCAAGUGUUCAGUUUACCACUGGGUCGGGUCUAAUGCAGUGCUUGGUAUUUUCUGAGGCGUUAUUAACAUGAAAACAAAGCAUAAGCAAUGUAAAAAUAUGUUGCCAUCCCUCAGCAUAUGCUGGAUGAAUUAACUUGCCCAGAGAAAAAGCAAAAUAUUUCAAAAACUCCAGAUUCUAAUUGUACCACACAUUACACUGUAUGCAUGAAGAGCUCUUUGCAUGCAAAAAGGGGCUUAGCUUUGUGCUCAGAAUCUGAGAUACACCCAGCCCUGACUCUAAUACUUCACCUCACUGUAUCCCUCUUGAGAAAAAUUGUUAAGACUAUGCUGUGUGGAUAUCUGCAAAUAAGGAGAAAACACAGGGUGUGUUUUUCUCCCUUUUCUGUAAAGGUGGGAUCAUUCUCCAACUUUAUUUGUCCAUCUGUAGAUGGACAAAAUUCUACUUUAUCUAGUCAGCAAGUUCUCUAUCACUUUAAGAAUUACACAAGAAAUAUAUGAACUUAAAAUCAUUUUCAGAUACGUAUCAUAUGGUUAAGUUCUAAAUCUCAAACUAUCAGCGACAGAUAUCAACAGAUACAUGAUUGUUACUACCUGGAGUCUAAUAUAGGCAGUUUGAAAGUUCUGCCCAUGAUUAUGUGACUAAUGAUGAAAACUAACUUUCCAGCUAUUCACUGUAAAUUUAAUCCACUCAACUACUGUAUGUGUAAGUGAGUGAAGUGUUGUCUAAAGGAAAAUCAACUCAUUUGCUUAGAAUAAUAAAGGUAUCUGUGUAAUUCCA